CUCUCGGUUAGAAGGCUCCAAGUCGAGCAAGGCGAUUAGGAUAAAACUAAGCUAAAAUUAAAGUGUAGAAGACUCGUAAUCAAUGUCAAACGUAUGUGUCAUAUAAAAUAUGGGAGAAAAACCAGACAUGACAUGUGGAGAAAACGCAAGCGGCUACUCUGACACGUAGCCUAGGCUUAUUGCCUUAUUUUCUGCGCUACCGACAUUGGUGUGUCACUGUAAAUGGUCCGACUGGGAAACGUAACGAUGCAGAGGAGCUAUCGUUGGCUUGACCGACCGUUCAAACUUCUCACACUUACUGUGGUCUGACUUCAAUGACAAGUUAUUCUUUGUUGUAUAAUUAAUUAGAUGUUUCUUUUGGAUAUUCGAGUAUUAGAAUGAAUGGUGUUCCGAGUCUGAGAGUGUUGCCAAGCCAUGCACAACAGCUAAGGAAAUAUCUGCAAGCUUGUGGUGGUCUUGAUCUGAGAUACACCGUGCAGAAGCUCUCUGACGGAACAGUAGCUAUCCCAGUCCUGCCUUCUUGCCUGCCACAGCUUGACCUGCACAGUCUCCAACACAGAGUGACCUCGGAGAGUCCCUGUGAAAUCAUCCGCAUUCCGGUUCCUAAGCUUUCAAAGAGGGAGAGGGGCAGGUCAAGCAGUGAAACACUGGUGAAAAGCCUGCAAGAACUACUAAAUUCCCAUGGAGAAGGUUGGACUGAAGAUCUCAGAGGGGACCUUGCAUGUGGUUUUCAGCGUCAUGGAGAUUUGGUUCUUUUAGAGGAUAACUGUUUCUCUAAGCCAGUAUGGAACAAAAUUGGUCCAGAGUUGUGGCCUGCGGUUGCCCAUGGGCUGGGUGCAGAACGUCUGGCACAGAUGGGUCGAAUCUCCAGGGAUGGAUUCAGAACUCCUGUGGUGACCAUGCUGUUAGGAGAGGACCACUGGGUCACUCAUGUAGACAACAGGAUUAGGUAUCAGUUUGAUGUCACCAAAUGCAUGUUCUCUUCUGGAAACAUCACAGAGAAGAUAAGGAUAGCCUCAUUUGAUUGCCAUGGGGAGAUUGUGGUGGAUUUAUAUGCAGGUAUCGGCUACUUCACUCUUCCGUACUUGGUGCAUGCAGGAGCCAGUCAUGUUCACGCUUGUGAGUGGAACCCUGAUGCAGUGGAAGCUCUGGAGAGAAACCUGCAACUGAAUGGGAUGUCCCAUCUCUGCACCAUUCACCAUGGAGACAACCGACAACUGCCACUGUGCGAUCUUGCUGAUCGGGUGAAUUUGGGCCUCAUACCAAGCUCUCAGGACAGUUGGCCUGUUGCGUGCCGGCUGUUGAAGAGAAAGACCGGUGGUGUAUUGCACAUUCACCACAAUGUUACCUCACCACCACACAAAACAGGUUGUGAAAGUUCCUUUAUUGCUACGGUCGAGAGAGCACCUAAGACAAGAGAUAAAAAGGUCUGGCAGGCCUGGGCAGAUGACACUGCCAUCCAGAUAUCCACUCUACUACAGGACAUCACUGUCGAGCCAUGGAGGACUAGCGUCCAACACAUUCAGCAUGUCAAGUCAUAUGCUCCUCAUGUACACCACAUAGUACUGGACUUGGAGUGCAGGCCACUCCAGUUUAAACAGACCGCUUUGGAUGUUGACAGCAUGUUUGGUUAGCCAUAUGAAAAAGUCAGACAAUAAUCUGUGUAACUGGGCUGUAAAAAUCUGGAUAUUGAUUUGUGUUUAAUACAUAUCAUGCAAGUUAUUAUUUUUACAUUCCAGGAGCAUCCCUGAACUCUACACAGGAAAUAUUGUUUGAAAAUGUUCUGUACAUUGUUCAUCCCAUUAGCACAGGCAGUGCUAAACACCUUAUUACAUGUGUAUACCAAGGCCUUAAUAAAUGUUUUGAAAAACCAUAGGGAC
Osmerus eperlanus (European smelt) is the source of this 1880-nucleotide messenger RNA. It is a transcript of the gene tyw2, whose product is annotated as tRNA methyltransferase 12 homolog. The coding region runs from base 378 to 1634 and encodes 418 amino acids. Gene Ontology annotation, biological process: wybutosine biosynthetic process; tRNA methylation. Gene Ontology annotation, cellular component: cytoplasm. The transcript is spliced from 7 exons. The record is from RefSeq and is a predicted model, not a curated record. Gene Ontology annotation, molecular function: tRNA methyltransferase activity. NCBI's taxonomy places the organism in Eukaryota, Metazoa, Chordata, Actinopteri, Osmeriformes, Osmeridae.